Trametes versicolor FP-101664 SS1 is the source of this 545-nucleotide messenger RNA. RefSeq names its product signal recognition particle SRP9/SRP14 subunit. Gene Ontology annotation, molecular function: 7S RNA binding. Gene Ontology annotation, cellular component: signal recognition particle, endoplasmic reticulum targeting. The coding region runs from base 1 to 405 and encodes 134 amino acids. Gene Ontology annotation, biological process: SRP-dependent cotranslational protein targeting to membrane. The record is from RefSeq and is a predicted model, not a curated record. The transcript has 3 exons. Lineage: Eukaryota; Fungi; Basidiomycota; Agaricomycetes; Polyporales; Polyporaceae.
AUGGUCUACAUCUCGUCCUGGCAGGAAUACCAAGAGGCGGCGGAGGCCCUCUAUGAAAAAUCCCCCAACUCCACCAGGUACUGCGUGAAAUGGCGGCAGUCGGCCGAUGGCGGGGGCAAACUUGUGCUCAAGAUCACGGAUAACACGACAUGCUUGAAAUUCAAGACGCACUCCUCCGUUUUCCUCAACCGCUUUGAUGCGCUCAACCUCACGCUUAUGCAGAAGAUGCAGAACCGACGACCGGCGCAGGCGUCGACUACCCUCACCCCCUCCGCGUCCAUCGCAUCCCAAAUUCCCACCUCCGCCUCCUCCCAGACGGCUGCAUCUGAGGCACACUCCACCCCAGCGCCCGGUGGCCCCGCGGGUGGCGGCGUGAAGAAGAAGAAACCGAAGAAGAAAAAGUAGACGGCUGUAGAGCGGGGUGGGAGGACAGAGGAGACGGAGCAGGAGGGCGGCCUCGCACGCAGUCCACGAAUCAGGACUGCUUACCACCAGUGUGUCGAUUCACCACUAGACUCUUCCAAUCCACGUGUUGUACCAUCCGC